Scatophagus argus is the source of this 2302-nucleotide messenger RNA. RefSeq names its product short coiled-coil protein a (gene scoca). Lineage: Eukaryota; Metazoa; Chordata; Actinopteri; Scatophagidae. The record is from RefSeq and is a predicted model, not a curated record. The transcript is spliced from 4 exons. Gene Ontology annotation, cellular component: trans-Golgi network. Bases 213 to 572 code for a protein of 119 amino acids.
GUGACGAUGUGAAUGAUUUAGACAGCAGGUGUGUGUGUGUGCAUGUGUGGAGGGAGGGCCAAUGGACAAAAAGAGAAGGAACAGGAGCAAAGUUUAAACAAAGGGAGAAAAAAAGGUGAGAAAUCUUAAGACAGCUCAGACACUAACAGAUGGAUCUCUGAGUUACAAACAAAAAAGAGACCAAGCUGGAGAAAGAAAAGGAGACUCAGGGCAUGGAGGCCGAGGUGGAUGAAGAUGACGGGACGUUCACCAACAUCUCUCUGGUAGACGACACAGAGGACAGUGGAUCUGCAGCCCUGUAUUCUAAACAGGAGAACGAGCUUGUCAUCAUGAACUGCGACAUAGAUGGUGACAUGGAGAACCAGGUGGAGAUGGAGGAGAAGACAAGGUUAAUAAAUCAGGUUUUGGAACUCCAGCACACACUGGAAGACCUGUCGGCACGGGUUGACGCAGUCAAGGAAGAGAACCUGAAGUUAAAGUCUGAGAACCAGGUCCUCGGUCAGUACAUCGAGAACCUAAUGUCAGCCUCCAGCGUCUUCCAGACGACCGACACCAAGAGCAAACGGAAGUGAGCUCCCCUUGUGUAAAAGCUCAAGUCCCAGCCCAGGUGCUGGGAGAGGAAACCCGCCGUGGAUACAUGGAGAGGGGUUUGUUUUCUCAGCAGACCUGGGAGUUUUCUGUAUUUGUUAGAGCUCACUUACCUGAGUCCAAACUAACAGUUUAAUUAUUAAAAUGAUAAACUGACCCUGUCUCACAGGCACCAACUUUAUGUUAGUCUGGCUCAGGUCUGUUUUGCAGCAGCUUCCUCUCCACACUACAUAACCAGGUUGACAUCACCCUUUAAUCACCAAAACAGAACCAGAAUCAUUUUUACCUUGAGUUUCUUCUAAAUACUCCCUUCUCAAAGUAGUGUCAGUAAAAUAGUUUGAGCUCUGUUUUACCUGCUUGGUUUUCUGAUUGAGAUCAAGUCCGAUACUCGGUUUAUUUCCCAGCUCUCUACAGUGUAGUGUUCCUGUCUCAAAGUGACCAGUAAGUGGGUGAAAACAAUCCAGAAAUAUUAUAAAUAUUAUUUGACCAUGAAAUUUUCAACACUAGUUUAACUUAUUUAUUUAUUUUUAUAAAGUAUUUUCUACUUCAGCUGGAUCUGAGUUUUUAGCAGGUCUUGGAUGUCAUCAUGUAUAUGUAAAGUACGACUGCAUCCCUCAGUUUAAAGGUGGUAAACUGAACAGUAUUACAGAGAAUGAGAAAAUGUAUUCGGAUUGCAUGUAAAAUACACCUACUGAAUGGGCUUCUUUUUCCUCGACAGUUUACCACAUCUAAUGAAAUGUCAUUAAUCCAAUACUCACUGUGUGUAUAAAGCUACUGACGACUGUGCAACAAUAGGAUGUGGACGCUCGAUACGUGUAGGUGUUGAGAGCUCAGCAGCAGUUUUAAGUUAAAGCACAGAGAGACUAAAUGUGUGAUCUAGCACUCCACAGAAGCGUAGGUGUUAACUGACAUCAGUGAUGUUUUUAUUGCAAGAGGUUGCUUUUUAAAUCACAAUGAUGCAAGAUUUUCUUUAUGUAUUUAAAAGAAUUUGUACCGAUUUGUUCAUGUAAUUAAUUAGUGUUGUUGCCCAAACUGUUGUGACAAAGAAAAUGGUUGGCUCACAAAUGUAGCAGGGCUUGUUCAGAGACAAAACCUGCAUCAUUACAUUUUCUGUCCUUUUCCCGUAACAUUCGGAGGGGACUGAAAGGUCCAGAUGACACAAGGAGGCAAGAAGGAGAUGCUUUCCCCUUUAACUGCAAGACCAAAUGCAUUUAAAAGGCCUUUAGUGCUAUCGAUCCACUCAGCCAAGGCUGGAAUACAUCACCUGCUAGAGGAUGGGUUUGACUGUAAAAUGUGCUGACAUCCUCAGUGUACAGCAGACUGGAGGGUGUGUCUAAGCCGGCAUCAUAUAAAAUGACUAAAGGAAGAAGGAGAUGAAAAGUAAUGUAAUCUGAACAAAUAUGGAAAUAUCCAGUUCAGUGUCUGGACAGCAGUGAUUCAUGUGUAAACAUCAGGUGACUGCAGUGCCGUUUGAGAAGGGAUAAACUGGUCGCAUGAGAAGAUGUAAGCGCUGUAUAUGCUGUAAUUUAUUUAGUUUAUUUUGAUAUUUUUAACAGUUGUACAGUAGUAGGUCAUUAAUUUCUUUCUGGCAUGCCAAAUAUGCCCUGCCUACACACUCUGCUACCAACUGUGUGUGUAUGUGUGGGUGUGUUGACACCCUGCACCUUUGCCUUUUAAGAUUUUUGUUUUAAUAAAAAUCAAAGAUAAAAAAAAA